CUCCCCAGCCAUGGGCAGAGUCCCGAUGCCACAGCAGGACGCUGGGGAAAGGGAGCUCCCGCCUCAGGGCCCCCACUGGAGAGCAGGGGGUCCUGCCACGCUGAGGGUCCUGAUCCUCACCCUGCUCUGGAGGGGGUCCCUGGCCCAGCUGCCCGGAUUUACCCUGACGGUGCCGCAGUCGGUGUCGGUGCAGGAGGGUCUCUGCGUCCUCGUCCCCUGCACCUUCACGUACCCAGCCUCGUACAACACCGACAAUCCCUCGGCCCAGCUCUACGGACACUGGUACAAGGAGCCUGCUACUGGGGGCCAGGAUCGUCCCGUGGCCAGCAGUGCCACCAGCCUGAGGGUGUCGCAGGAGACCCCGGGCCGGUUCCGGCUGACGGGGGAUCCAGCGCGCGGCGACUGCUCCCUGCAAAUCAGUGAUGCCCGAUGGACGGAUGCCGGGAGAUAUUUCUUUAGCUUUGAGAAAGGCCUGUUAGAUCACACUUACCGCUCCAAUUCCGAUGGCGCUGACCCUGCGCUCACGAUCUCUGUUCCAGGGCUGACGGAAGAGCCAGAGAUCCAGAUCUCACCGGCGCGGGGGCUACCAGGGACGCUGGUGGCCGGGCAGCCGGUGACUGUGACCUGCACAGCCCCUGGGCGCUGCUCCGGGCCCCCUCCACGAGUCACCUGGACGGGGCCGUUCAGCGACACAGCCCGGAACGUCUCAGCCCAGCUGGCGAACGGCACCUGGGCCCACAGCUCCGCGCUCAGCUUCACGCCCGGCCCGGGGGACCACGGCAAAGAGCUCGUCUGCAAUGUCACCUACAGGCCACCACAGGGACCUUCCACCCACAGAACCGUCCGGCUCAACAUCACCAACUCGCCCGUGCCCCCCAGCAUCACCGGGACCCUGACCAGGAACGGACGUCCCGUGCCAGAUGUGUGGGGAGCUGAGGGUGACGUUGUGUCUCUGGAAACCCGGGAGGGCGACUCCCUGAGCCUGAGCUGUGAGGCUGGGAGCAGAACCGAGACCACCCUGAGCUGGGCCAAGGGGAACGAGUCCUUGAGCCCAGGCCAGGGAGGGGCCGGGCACCUGGAGCUGCCGAAUCUCAGCAGAGGGGACGCUGGGGAGUAUCGGUGCUGGGCCAAGAAUCCCUUUGGGUCGGCCAGCCGGGCCCUGCGUGUGCACAUGCAGAGUUACCCGCCCCCGGGAAAGAAUCAGCUGGAGCUGAAGCUGCCCAGUGUGACGGCCGAGGAUGUGGGGCUGUACAGGUGCUGGUCCCAGAGAGAGGAGAGCUCUGCCCUGGGGACGUUCCAGCUGCUUGUCAAGUCUGAGUGA
This is a messenger RNA of Mauremys reevesii (Reeves's turtle), 1321 nucleotides long. Its product is annotated as sialic acid-binding Ig-like lectin 13. Bases 11 to 1321 code for a protein of 436 amino acids. The record is from RefSeq and is a predicted model, not a curated record. The transcript has 6 exons. Lineage: Eukaryota; Metazoa; Chordata; Testudines; Geoemydidae.